AUAUCAGAUCCAUCCUCAGUUUCCUUCAGUCGGGUCAGUUUGCGUUUGUUUCCAGGUUGUAACGUGGAAAACGCAUCGUACGGUCUGACGGUGUGUGCCGAGCGGACCGCCAUCCAGAGGGCGGUGGUGGAAGGACACAGGAAGUUCAGCGCCAUCGCCGUCACGUGUGAUAUCGAAGACCACUUUGUGGGACCGUGUGGAGCCUGUCGACAGGUUCUGAUGGAGUUUGGAUCGGACUGGAUCGUGUAUCUGACCAAACCAGAUGGAUCCUACAAACAGACCAGCCUGGCGGAACUCCUACCGCUGGCGUUUUCUCCCGCUCACCUCCACAAGAACUGAAGGCGUCCAGCAGCGUUUGGUCCAUCUGUGUGUCGUAGAACCUC
This is a messenger RNA of Sphaeramia orbicularis (orbiculate cardinalfish), 383 nucleotides long. Its product is annotated as cytidine deaminase-like. The transcript is spliced from 3 exons. The record is from RefSeq and is a predicted model, not a curated record. NCBI's taxonomy places the organism in Eukaryota, Metazoa, Chordata, Actinopteri, Kurtiformes, Apogonidae. The annotation marks the transcript as partial. Gene Ontology annotation, cellular component: cytosol. Gene Ontology annotation, molecular function: cytidine deaminase activity; zinc ion binding.